AUGUACAAUAAUGGAUAUAUACACAAUCCAUACAACAACGCGGGCUUCCACAACCAACUACCCGCACUUCCUCACCAAUACUACCCACAAUAUCCUACCAUACCGCAGAAUCCAUAUCCAUAUGUUCGGUCUCCUCCUCCACAGAUGCAGCAUUACGCGCAUCCUCCAAUGCCUCCGCAGCCAUACACCCCCCGACCUCCGCCUCAAGCGUCACCCGUUGUAGUCUCAACCUUCAAACCAGUCCAGACGCAGUCUACAUCCACGCAAUCAAGUCAUACAGUCCCUAUGACCCCUCCUACUCCACAGACGGUCUCUAGUGUUGCGCCUCCUACGCCUGUAGAGACGUCGCCGCCGCGAAACCCAUUCAGAGCACCUUUGCCAUGGUUAUCACGACCGGAUCUCCCUUGGCCAGCUAGACGAGCGCGAAGAAAACGGAAACAGAAUUUGGGGGUCUCGGCAGAACCAGUGGUUUUUGAGGGUUCCGCCGCCAAUGGCCAACCAGGCGUGAGCGACGAGGCUGAAGCUGCUCCCACAACAGAGCAAACUCCAAUUCGCCCAGAAACGCCUUCUACAAAUCAACCGCAAUCAGAAGAAGCCCAUUCGACCAAUCCUACUACGCCCUCCUCUGUGACACAGGCUCCUGUUACACCAAAUGGAGACACGACUCCAGUGGCGCCAAAACACGCACAAAAGCCGGCAAUCCCAGCCGUACCCCUGGUAUCUGCUGUAUCAAAAGGGGUUCCGCAGGAUUCUGCACCCCAAUCUGUUGCUAAAAGUGCUGGAGGCGAUUCCCCAAAAGUAUCAGCACAAGUUGAAGACCAAGACGCUGGUAAAGACAGUGUAGAAGAGGAGAAGGCCACCACAGAUGAUACGCCUGCGCCUGCUCCUGUGGCAUGGGCCAAACCAAAGCUCUGGGCGGGCUUGUUCAAUCCGUCUGCGCCUAGAGCUAAUGCUUCCAAAAAUGAGAAGGGAUCUACUACAGACCAAAAUGAUAGUAAAGCGAACACAGAGUCCCUAGCAGACGCGCUGAGGUCUUUCAGUGUGGAGUCUAAUGACUCGAAGAUUGCGUUUUUGAAGCCCAGGGGGCUUGUCAAUACUGGUAAUAUGUGUUAUAUGAAUUCGGUUCUUCAGGUUCUUGUUUCUUGUGUUCCGUUCUAUUCUUUUCUGGACCAAGUUGGAAAGCGUGCGGCUCACAGCUUUAAGAGUGAUACACCUUUGAUUGAUGCCAUGAUUAUGUUCAUGCGUGAAUACCCGGUUAUCGAUUCAGCAGUCUCUGUUGAGAAACUACGAAUGCGAUUGAAGCAGGGUGAGCUCGAAGAUUAUGGAGAGGCUUUCAUACCGGAGUUUGUAUACGAUGUCACUAAGCACCUAACCAGGUUCUCUGCUAUGCGUAGAGGUCACCAGCAAGAUGCUCAAGAGUUUCUAAAUCUGCUUUUCAUGGAGUUACACGAGGAGUGCGAGAGAAUUAUGCGUGCAAGCACAUCGAAUUCUGCCUCGGCGAUUGCGACACCGAAGAACAACCCUGCUUCUCCCACAGAAGACGCACCAUCAGCAAAUGAAAAUGGAUGGCUCGAGGUAGGACGAAAGCAGAAGGCUUCUACUACUCAGUCCUCUGGAAUUAUAGCCAUUCCUUCCCCGAUCACCAACAUCUUCGGAGGCAAACUCCGUACCGAAGUACGACGUCCGGGACAGACUGAUUCUGUAACCAUAACUCACUUUGAGACGCUUCAGUUAGAUAUUGGAGCCCCCAAUGUCAACAAUAUUGUCGAGGCGCUGAAGGGACUCAGUCGGUCAGAAAUCCUGGAAACUAGCGCAGGAAGAGGUGCGAAGCAAGACUUCUUGGACUCUUUACCAUCCGUCCUUAUUCUUCACUUGAAGCGAUUCCAGUAUGACGAGAAGACCAAUGCAACAUCGAAGAUCUGGAAGAAGGUUGGUUAUCCGUUGGACCUUGAGAUACCUAAGGAGGUGUUCACGCGCCAGAAGCGUGGUGUAUACUCCCAUGGAGGCCUCCCUAGAUACCGCCUCACCGCUGUUGUCUACCACCAUGGGAAAAACGCGAGUGGGGGUCAUUACACCGUGGACGUUAGACGGCAAGACGGCCGUGAGUGGAUACGUAUCGAUGAUACACUCGUCAGGAGGGUGAGAAGUGAGGACGUAGCUGAAGGUGGCAGCGAGGAGGAUCCAAAGGCUCUCGCUGUAGCUUUGGAGGCACACAAAAAUGAGGGAUCUGGGAAUCCGUUCUCUGCAUUCGAUGAAGAGCAAGAUCCUGCUGCUGAAGAUGGGUGGAAGCAAGCAAGUGGGCCAGGGAAGAAGUGGUCAAGUGUGGUCAAUGGCGCAUCAACUCCUAAAGCAAAAGCCGACAAGUCCUCUAUCAAGGAUAACAAGGUGGCAUACUUGUUGUUUUAUGAAAAGAUAUGA
Molecule: messenger RNA, 2418 nt
Organism: Glarea lozoyensis ATCC 20868
Lineage: Eukaryota; Fungi; Ascomycota; Leotiomycetes; Helotiales; Helotiaceae
Product: Cysteine proteinase
Exons: 5
Coding region: 1-2418 (805 amino acids)
Biological process (GO): protein deubiquitination
Cellular component (GO): cytosol; nucleus
Molecular function (GO): cysteine-type endopeptidase activity; cysteine-type deubiquitinase activity
Source: RefSeq, a predicted model, not a curated record